GGCACCAGCAGUCUCACCGCGACCGCCGUGAGAUCAGGCCGUGCUGCCAAGGCCACGCCUGCGACUGGCUCGAGAGGACGCUGACGCACGCACAGUGAUGCUAGCGGCAGAAUGAUGAUGCGCGCCCUGCUGCGACUGUCCCUGGUGCUGGCCGUGGCAGCCCAGCUGGUGCCGCUGCGACUCGUCGCCGGCGACGACGACGCCGACGGCAUGCUGCUGCACCGCCAGUGGACGGGAAAUGGCGCACAGCCGCACCACCACCUCCGCCACCACAGAGGUCACGUGCGGGAGUUCACUUGCGGCCGGCUCUACUACCGCACGUUCUUCCUGGACGCCAAGAGGGACGCGCUCUACGUGGGGGCCAUGGACCGAGUGUUCCGGCUAAAUCUCAGCAAUAUCAGCCACUCCAGCUGCGAGAGAGACUACCUGAGUCUCGAGCCGAGCCAUGUAGCCAGCUGCGUUUCCAAAGGAAAAUCGGAACACUUCGACUGCCGGAACCACAUCCGCGUCAUCCAGCCCAUCACCGACGGCAACCGGCUGUACAUAUGCGGCACAAACGCCCACAACCCUAAGGACUGGGUCAUUUACGCGAACCUGACGCACCUGUCGCGGCGCGACCACGUGCCCGGCGUGGGCACGGGCGUGGCCAAGUGCCCGUACGACCCGGCGGACAACUCGACGGCGGUGUGGGUGGAGCGCGGCAACCCGGGCGGCCUGCCGGGCCUCUACAGCGGCACCAACGCCGAGUUCACCAAGGCCGACACCGUCAUCUUCCGCACCGACCUGCACAACCUCACCACCGGCCGCCGCGAGUUCUCCUUCAAGAGGACCCUCAAGUACGACUCCAAGUGGCUCGACAAGCCGAACUUCGUGGGUUCCUUCGACGUGGGCGAGCACGUGCUGUUCUUCUUCCGAGAGCCGGCCGUGGAGUACAUCAACUGCGGCAAGAGCGUCUACUCGCGCGUGGCGCGCGUCUGCAAGCGCGACACCGGCGGCAAGAACAUCCUCUCGCAGAACUGGGCCACCUUCCUCAAGGCGCGCCUCAACUGCUCCCUGCCCGGCGAGUUCCCCUUCUACUUCGAUGAGAUACAGGACGUGUACCGCAGUCCGGACGACCCGGACCGCUUCUACGCCGUCUUCACGACUUCCGGCACCGGCCUGGUGGGCUCGGCCAUCUGCUCGUACACGCUGCAGGACGUGCAGCAGGCGUUCCGCGGCCGCUUCAAGGAGCAGGCGACCAGCAGCUCCGCCUGGCUGCCCGUCCUCUCCAGCAAGGUGCCGGAGCCGCGGCCGGGCGAGUGCGUCAACGACACGGAAACGCUGCCCGACACCGUUCUCAACUUCAUCCGGUCGCACCCGCUGAUGGACUCGGCGGUGGCUCACGAGAACGGGAAGCCGGUGUUCUACAGGCGCGACGUGCUCUUCACGCACGUCGUCGUGGACCGCGUCCAGGUCGACCUCGCCGAGUACAUCGUCUACUACGCCGGCACCAAUACCGGCCACGUGUACAAGGUAGUGCAGUGGUACGACAGGAAUGAUGAGUCGUCUUCCAUCCUGAUAGACAUCUUUGACUUGAUGAAGGGAGAACCAAUACGUGCCAUGGAAAUAUCCAAAGAGCGGAAGUCUCUGUACGUGUCGUCGGACCAGCGGGUGCGCCAGGUGGACCUGGUGACGUGCAACCGGCGCUACGACAGCUGCCUGCGCUGCGUGCACGACCCCUACUGCGGCUGGGACCGCGACACCAGCUCGUGCAAGCCCUACACGCAGGGGCUGCUGCAGGACGUGACCAACUCGAGCGCCAGUGUAUGCGACAGCAGCGUGUCCAAGAAGCGGCUGACGGUCACGUGGGGCCAGAGCGUGCACCUGGCGUGCUACCCACGCGUGCCCGACGCGCUCUUCAGCCAACCCGUCGCCUGGGCGCACUACAGCAAGGAGCGCGGCCGCUACCACAUCGCCUACAGGCCCGAGAAGUACAUCGAGACGUCGGAGCACGGCCUGGUGAUCAUCGCGGUGACGGAGGCGGACGCGGGCCGCUACGACUGCUGGCUGGGCGGGGCGCUGCUCUGCUCCUACAACGUCACCGUCGACACCCACCGCUGCUCGCCGCCCGGAAAGUCGCACGACUACCAGAAGAUCUACUCCGACUGGUGCCACGAGUUCGAGAAGUACAAGACCGCCAUGAAGUCCUGGGAGCGCAAGCAAGCGCAAUGUAUCACGGGGCAGAAUGACAGUAAUCAGAACCUGCACACAAAUGAGAUAUAUCCGAGGAGUCCGCUGGUGAGGUAACUCCCAGUGAUAGAGGGCGGCGCAGUCUCCAGCGAGAGCUGAUCUGAUCUGAUCGGCAAGUUUACUCAUCACCGCAAUAAUAUAAAAAGUGAAAAAGUGACAAUUGUGGACUGUUUGCUGGAGGAUGUGGGAGUGUUUCAUAAGUGAACUGUAUGUUUGUGUAGCUCUACAUGUUCCACGAACGUGACGAGGGAAAGGACGACUUAAAAUUGUUAUUUUCAUUACAACUCUGUGCUUAGGUAUGAAUCAAGGACAGCCUGCUCUGAUGCUUCGGAGUAAAUCUGUGAUAUUCAGUGUCAAGCUCUGACACUGUGAUAUAACGAACUUUUGUGAGACAUUAAAGUGUGCCUGAAGAAAGAAUGGACACAAUUUUGUACUGCUUGUGUAGAAGGAACAAGCAAAUGUCUUAUUUUAUUUCGAAAGGAAGGACCACUUCACAUUAGAAAUGUUCGACCCAGCAAUAAGUGCUAAAUAACGUAAAAUCUCUAUCAUCCUCUUCUCCUCCUUAAAAUUUCAUCAUCCAUAAGCAAAUUCCAUAUAUAUUUCUAUUCCACUUUUUCUAUUUCCAGCUUUCGUCGCAUUCUGCUGAAUAUCAGAAUCAUAGAUAACCUAUUUCAUAGCAAUAACAUUUACUUUCUUAUACUGAAAAGUUACUUCUUACAAAUAAUAAAAGUUGUUUCAAACUACCUUUCAUUUCCCAGUGACAAGAAAAUGAAAGAAUCUGUACAUAUCUAUGUAUAAAAACUUUGUACAUAUGAUAAUAAAGUUAGUAACAGCGUUCUGUAGUUUGACAUUCGUCUAUUGUGAAAAAAAAAUUAAUUGUGAUACCGAAAACGUUAGCUCUGGUGUUGUUAACUACCUUUUAUAUUUAUUUACUUCUUUUUUUCACAUUAGGCUCCACAAUCUCUGAAAGUUUGUUAGGGAUUAAACCAAUGGUUUCAAUAAGACAGCAAAUUUAUUGUCAGAGUUUCAAGUUUACUGAUGCUUCAUAGAAAAGU
Molecule: messenger RNA, 3284 nt
Organism: Schistocerca piceifrons (Central American locust)
Lineage: Eukaryota; Metazoa; Arthropoda; Insecta; Orthoptera; Acrididae
Product: semaphorin-2A-like
Exons: 14
Coding region: 112-2286 (724 amino acids)
Biological process (GO): axon guidance; semaphorin-plexin signaling pathway; neural crest cell migration
Molecular function (GO): semaphorin receptor binding; chemorepellent activity
Source: RefSeq, a predicted model, not a curated record